GCUUUGGUCUAACUUGGUAAAUUUUUGAAAAUGUCAAACCAAUGUAGGGUAAUUUGGUCAAUGGCCUCAGUAACACGGGAACUAAUCUUUGCAACUUUGGAGACGAUUUGCCAUUGCUACUACGCUGGCAUGCUGAUUAUGCAAGAGUCUGCUUGAAUUGGAGGUCGUGCCGCCAUUGAUUUUCAAACUUAGCAAAGAUGAAGCUUCUCUGCUCUUCUCUCUUGUCCAAGACACUGUAUAUAAAUGCCCAGAAAUUGGUGGCAAUCAUCAGAAUUCAAAAAUCCAGUAUAUUGCUUUUCGAAAUCCUAGACGCCUUACGCUCCUUCGGCGAAGCUGUAUUCGAUCCUGGUGACAUUAGUUUCUGUAUUGUCUAAUGCCAAGCGUCUACGACAACAAUCUGGACAAGACCCCGUCAUCUAUGGAGACAAAUGGCAACGGUGGCCACAAACUGGGGGAGGUUUCCGCACGUGUUGUGCCAUUGAUGGAUGCCGUGGUGAAGGUGUUUUGUGUUCAUUCAAUGCCCAAUUAUUCUCUUCCGUGGCAGAGGCAGAAGCAAGAUAGUUCCUCAAGUAGUGGAUUUGUCAUUUCAGGGAGGAGAAUUUUGACAAAUGCUCAUUCAGUGGUACACUACACUCAGGUUAAGCUCAAGAAGCGGGGUUCUGAUACUAAGUACUUGGCCACUGUACUUGCUGUUGGGACUGAAUGCGAUAUUGCUUUGCUGACCGUCAAAGAUGAUGAAUUCUGGGAAGGUGUUUCACCAGUGGAGUUUGGUGAAUUGCCUGCUCUUCAGGAUGCUGUAACUGUUGUGGGUUACCCAAUAGGAGGAGAUACUAUCUCUGUCACCAGUGGAGUUGUCUCACGCAGGGAGAUCCUCUCUUACGUUCAUGGGUGGUCUGAGCUAUUAGGCUUGCAGGUGGAUGCUGCCAUAAACUCCGGAAAUUCUGGUGGUCCAGCCUUCAACGACAAAGGCAAUUGCGUAGGCAUUGCAUUUCAGUCAAUGAAACAGGAAGAUGCCCAAAAUAUUGGUUAUGUUAUUCCUACACCUGUCAUCAUACACUUUAUUCAAGAUUUUGAGAGGAAUGGAUCAUAUACUGGGUUCCCAAUUCUUGGGUUUGAGUGGCAAAAGAUGGAGAAUCCGGACUUACGCAUAGCAAUGGGUAUGAAAUCUGAUCAAAAGGGAAUACUUGUCACACGAGUUGAAGCUACUGCUCCCGAAUCUGAGGUUUUGGAGUCAUCAGAUGUUAUCCUGAGCUUUGAUGGGGUUGGUAUUGGAAAUGAUGGAACAGUUCCUUUCAGGCAUGGAGAGCGUAUAGGUUUUAGUUACCUUUUAUCCCAGAAGUAUACUGGAGAUAAUGCCGAAAUUAAGGUACUCCGGGAUUCAGUGAUGCACAAAUUCAACAUCAAACUUGAUACUCACAAGAAGAUCAUUCCUGCGUGUACUGAGGAUGGACCUCCGUCAUAUUACAUACUCGCAGGAUUAGUUUUUACUGUCGUCUCAUUCCCUUAUCUCCAAUCAGAGUAUCCAGACCCUUCUGAUAUUCCUGUUGAGAUUUUGCACAAGCUUGAGCAUUCAAUGGCACAAUCAAAAGAUGAAGAGCUUCUUGUUAUAUCUCAGGUUCUUGUAGCUGACAUCAACAUCGGAUAUGAAGAUCUUGCUAACGCUCAGGUUCUUGCUGUCAAUGGUAACCCCGUGAAGAACUUAAAAAGCUUGGCAAGUAUGGUGGAGUCCUGCAACGAUGAAUUUUUGAAGUUCGAUCUAGAAUUCAACAAGACAGUCAUUCUUCGGACGGAGACUGCUAAAGCUGCUACUGCAGAUAUCCUGGCUACACACUGCAUACCUUCUGCAAUGUCUGACGAUCUUAAAUCAUAUGCUGAAGUUUGAAGCUCAGAUUUCCAGUUGCAGUUGUUUUACCUGAUGUAUAUUUCUUCACCUAUUUAGACAAUAGUCUGCAAGAAUUCUGUUUACACAAGCAAAUCAGUCAUCACAAUUGAGAAGUGUAUUUGAUAAAUUUAUUGUACUCCCCAUAAGUUGGUUAUUUUACCAUUUUUGAGAGUGAGCCAGUUAUUUGUAACUUAACACAUUGUUAAGUGAAAUAAUUAUCCUUUCUCCAUUCAGUUUAAA
Spinacia oleracea (spinach) is the source of this 2122-nucleotide messenger RNA. RefSeq names its product protease Do-like 9. Bases 374 to 1882 code for a protein of 502 amino acids. The transcript has 10 exons. Lineage: Eukaryota; Viridiplantae; Streptophyta; Magnoliopsida; Caryophyllales; Amaranthaceae. Gene Ontology annotation, biological process: proteolysis. Gene Ontology annotation, molecular function: protein binding; serine-type endopeptidase activity. The record is from RefSeq and is a predicted model, not a curated record.